AUCCAAUAUGGCAGCGCCCAUGAAAUGAGGAAAAGUUAUAAAAGUUUUCACUUUCAGUUGAAUAACCCUAUUCCUGAAGAGAGAAUUAGUAAUUUUUCAAGCCUUGAAAAUAGUGUGAAAUAUAACGCAUAUUACAUCCACUGAUUUUCGCUGAAAGGUCAUCCAGAAUGAGUCUCAGUUUGCUGAUACAGAGGAAUCUGCAAUGGCCAUAUAUUGCUGCUUUGUCAGGGGGUGUAGUUAUGUCAAUUUUGCCCCACACAAUGAUGAUGGAUCGAUACAGAGAAUUCUAUCAGCUGUAUAUAGGGGGCGCUGAAACUCCACUUGAUGCAGACACUAAAAAGCUUACAAAACAGGUUUGUAAAGAUAUAUUGGUACCUGAGCCAGGUUGUGAGUUCUUUGCCUGCUACGGCUUUGAACCUGUUCACAUGGGAUCAUUCAAACUCAUUAAAGGAUGCAUUGUUGGCCUACCAUUGAACUUCAAAUAUAAAACAAUGGAUGACAUUGACAGAGACAAGAUAUUUGUGAUGCAGAAAGAUAUGGAUCAUGACAAACCGCAGCCUCCUAAAUGGAACUCUGACGCAGGUGUUGCGCUGUUGGAUUCACUCGUUUUGAGCGAGAAUGCCAAGAAGUUUGCUAUUGCUCGAGAGUUGGAGUACUGUAAUUCACACUAUGUAUGGGUGAAUUCUGGACUUAUAUCCGCCUAUGGGUUCAUGGCGUACUGGAUGGGUUUUGCUACAAAUGUAAUGUUGAAUUUAAAAACCAGGCUCAAACCAUGGGCGAGAGGUGGACUCUAUUUAGCAUUUGGAGCAUCGGCGUACAGUCUAUAUCUAGUCUCCCAUGAUGCAUAUUCAUUUAGACAAGAUAAAAAAGUUGAUCGUAAAAUGGGCGAUGUAAGCUUACAAUAUGCUGUAGGGGGGCUAGAGUUCUACACAAAGGCCCUUCAACGAAAUCAAGCUAUAAGAACAAUGAUGGGAGAAGAAGGAGCAAAGAUUUUCAGAAAAAGUGGAAACAGAAACUUAUUCAUUAGAGCUCCAAAUGUACCUUUAACCAAGAGAAGGGACUUAAUGAUGGAGAUCUGUAUGGAAAAAAGUGCACCUUUGCCUGGCACUGGCACACCCAAGCCUGUUGAAGUGUAG
Molecule: messenger RNA, 1136 nt
Organism: Owenia fusiformis
Lineage: Eukaryota; Metazoa; Annelida; Polychaeta; Sabellida; Oweniidae
Source: the annotation of a GenBank genome assembly